Trifolium pratense (red clover) is the source of this 2213-nucleotide messenger RNA. Its product is annotated as calnexin homolog. NCBI's taxonomy places the organism in Eukaryota, Viridiplantae, Streptophyta, Magnoliopsida, Fabales, Fabaceae. The transcript has 6 exons. Bases 350 to 1984 code for a protein of 544 amino acids. Gene Ontology annotation, cellular component: endoplasmic reticulum membrane; endoplasmic reticulum. The record is from RefSeq and is a predicted model, not a curated record. Gene Ontology annotation, molecular function: calcium ion binding. Gene Ontology annotation, biological process: protein folding.
AUAAUUUAUUUUUAUUUGCAAAAAUGGUAGUUCGUUUAUUAAUUAAUUUUUUAAUAAUAAUUAGGUUGGAUUUGAUUUUGACACUACGGUAUCACGCAAAAGAAAACGAAGUGAUGCAAAAAAUCCUACAUGUCAAAAAAUGAUUGGCUACUGUCACGUGGCAAGUAAUAUCAUUGGUUGAAACAGGUCGAACAGCAAAGCGUAAGUGUUGUAUCACAUUUUUCACUCUUCUCUUUCAACAGAAACGAGUUAUCUAUUUAGAUCUCAAAACUCAAACCCAAUUUUCAUUACACAGAAAAAGAGUUAGGGUUUGGAAAAUUCACAAACAGUGAAACAGAAACUAACAGCAAUGGUUGAACGUAAGAAUAUCCCUAUGGCUAUGGGGCUAUUUGCGAUGCUCGUUUUCUUCAUUGCUUCUUCUUCCUUUGUUCAUGCUUCUGAUGAAGCUGACGAUGCGAUCUUUUAUGAAUCGUUCGAUGAGGAUUUUGAUAGCCGUUGGAUUGUAUCUGAAAAGGAAGAAUACAAUGGUGUCUGGAAGCAUUCAAAGAGUGAAGGGCAUGAUGAUUUUGGACUUCUUGUUAGUGAACCAGCUAGGAAGUAUGCUAUAGUUAAGGAGCUUGAUGCGCCUGUCAAUCUUAAGGAAGGAACAGUUGUUCUUCAGUUUGAGACUCGCCUUCAGAGUGGCCUUGAAUGUGGUGGUGCUUAUAUUAAAUAUCUUCAACCCCAGGAGAGUGGUUGGAAGCCCAAGGGAUUUGACAAUGAAUCUCCUUACUCAAUCAUGUUUGGUCCAGAUAAGUGUGGAGCAACAAACAAGGUGCACUUCAUCUUCAGGCAUAAGAAUCCAAACACUGGGAAGUAUGUUGAACACCAUCUUAAGUUCCCCCCUUCUGUCCCAUCUGACAAACUAUCUCACGUGUACACUGCUAUUCUAAAUGAUGAUAAUGAGGUGAGAAUUUUAAUCGACGGAGAGGAGAAGAAAAAGGGAAAUUUCUUAUCUUCUGAAGAUUUUGAGCCUUCCCUUAUCCCUUCCAAGACAAUCCCAGAUCCUGAUGACAAGAAACCGGAAGACUGGGACGAGAGAGCCAAAAUUCCAGACCCAGAAGCUGUCAAGCCAGAGGACUGGGAUGAGGAUGCACCCUUGGAAAUUAUAGAUGAAGAAGCCGAGAAACCUGAAGGAUGGUUGGAUGACGAGCCAGAGGAAAUAGAUGACCCAGAGGCAACAAAACCUGAAGAUUGGGAUGAUGAGGAGGAUGGUUUAUGGGAAGCUCCCAAAAUUGAAAAUCCAAAGUGUGAAUCAGCCCCUGGUUGUGGUGAGUGGAAGAGACCAACAAAGAGGAACCCAGCUUAUAAGGGAAAAUGGAGUGCCCCCUAUAUUGAUAACCCAGCUUAUAAGGGUAUAUGGAAGCCUCAGGAGAUUCCAAACCCAGAGUACUUUGAACUUGAGAAACCCGACUUUGAGCCUAUCGCUGCUAUUGGCAUUGAAAUUUGGACAAUGCAAGACGGCAUUCUAUUUGACAAUGUUCUGAUCGCCAAAGAUGAUAAGAUUGCAGAGUCCUAUCGUGAAACUACAUGGAAACCCAAGUUUAACAUUGAGAAAGAGAAACAAAAGGCUGAAGAGGAGAAGGCGGCAGCUGAGUUAGAGGGUAUUGCCGGAUACCAGAAGAAGGCAUUUGACCUCUUGUACAAGAUCGCAGACAUUCCCUUCUUGAGUGGCCAGAAAGAUAAGAUUAUUGAAAUCAUUAAAAAGGGAGAGGAGCAACCAAAUCUGACUAUUGGAAUUAUCGCUUCCGUUGUGAUUGUCUUCCUGACAAUUCUCUUCAGGCUACUCUUCGGUGGAAAGAAACCUGCUAAGGUGGAGCCAAAGGUGGAGAAGAAGACCAACACUGAAACUUCCAGUAGCCAAGCUGCUGGAGAGAAUGAAGACAACAAAGAAAAGGAGGAAACAGCCAAUCCUCCACGUAGAAGGCCAAAGAGAGACAAUUGAAAUGAUUGAAACUUAUAGGGGCUGCCCAUUAAGUAUCAUCAUGAGUGGUUAAUUUUGGGCUUAGUUGGAAUUUAGGUGCACUUUGUUUUCAUUUUUCUUUUUUGUUUCUUCGAAAGAUUAUACUAAGGAGUAUAUUUGUUCUCCUUGUUGGAGACUGAGUGUUUGACUAAUUGUAGUGUACAAUUAUUUUUUGUCAUCUUUUUUAGUAAUGAAUUAUGUUUUUCACAUA